This is a messenger RNA of Owenia fusiformis, 382 nucleotides long. Lineage: Eukaryota; Metazoa; Annelida; Polychaeta; Sabellida; Oweniidae. The record is from the annotation of a GenBank genome assembly.
GCAUCUUUACCAAUGUUUCUAUCUCUCUCUAAUAUAGAAGCUCCAACUGAAUUCCUGAAACCCUUGGAAGAUGUGAGCAUUAUGGAAGGAGAGACUGCCAUAUUUGAAUGUGAGGUUUCCAAGCCACGUCUUAAUGCAAAAUGGUUUAAGGAUGGCAAAGAAAUCAAAUCAACAAAGCGUAUAAAAACCACAAUGGAGGCAACAAAACAUUUCUUGACCAUCAAAGAUUGUGUUUUGGAUGAUGAGGCCAAAUACUCUGUUAAACUAUUAGAGGCUACAUCUGAGGCUACUCUCCUUGUAGAAGAAGAACCGGUGACCAUCACUCUUCCACUGAAGGACAAGACCUGUAUUGAGCAUGAAUCUGUCUCCUUCACUGCUGAGC